GAAACCGUGAAUGGUAUUUGUCGUACUCGCUACGACAUUUCACCUCUGCCCAAAUACAAGCUGCAAGCAAACCCUCAACUGGCACCCUACGCCAACCUCACAGGAAACGCCACUUUCCUCAACAUCGUGAAGACCACCAACUACUCCGAGUGCCGUAGCCACGCGGUGUACCACACCGGCGUGGCCGCCAGGGACGAAGCGGACAUCGGCGACACCACCGUGGGCUCUGCCAUUGCGCGCUCCACCGUGUGCCGCAUGAUUGUCCAGAUGCCUCACCCACACAGAGAGCAGUACAACAUUUCUUCCUCGGUUUGUAACAGCCAACUGGAAGCUAGUCCUCAUCUGUACGACAACCUGAAGACCCAGAACGAAAAUGAGAAUAGUAGCAGCAGUAGUGACGAUAGCAGUUCUUCUGAGAAUAACAGCAACAGCAGCAGCAACAGCAGCAGCAGCAGUAGCAGCAGUAGCAGCAGUAGCAGUGACAGCAGUGACAGCAGUGAUAGUAGCAACGAUGAAAAUAGUAGUAGCAGCAGCAGUAGCAGCAGCAGUAGCAGCAGCAGCAGUGAAGAAGAGGCACCGUUUAACCCUCCCCCUCUGAACUUCCCAGCCAUCAGCCCCGCUCGCCCGGUGCUCAACAAAGAGCAACAACGACAGAUCGCCAGUAAUAUCUGGCAGUUGGUGUACAGCAUUGCAAUUGAUAUAGCCGAUAACAAGAAUCUUGUCAGCCAGUACACCGCUCAGAAGUUUAUCACUCUCACCAAUUACGUGAGCAACGCCAAUAGUUCGUUACUGCUACAAAUCACUGAUAAGCUCAACCACAGGAUAGGAGCAAAUAUUUACAACAGACUUGCCUGGAAGGCUUUCCGCGACGCAGUGGCGGAAGCUGGUACCCGGCCGGCUCUGCUGACCAUCAGGCACAUUCUGGAGAAAGGCUACCUCUCUGAGAGCGAACUCGGCCACGUGUUGCGUGCGCUCCCGCGCUCCGCCAAGGCCCCGAGCAAGGACUACAUCAACUACUACUUCGAGAAAAUCCUCCUGACAAUCGAAAACAGCGAAAUGUACAAGUCGCAGUACAUUCCAGCUGUCCUGUCGUUCGCCGAUCUUGUUCGUCAAACAUACACCGACAAAGACUACGCCGAGGGCCAUUACCCUGUGCACACGUACAAGAAGCUGGAUCAGGGCAAGAGCGACGUGACUCAGAGGUAUUUGCCGUACCUCUUCAACAAACUGAAUAACGCCAUCAAGAACAAUGACAGCAAGGCGAAGCAGCUCUUCAUCCUCGCUAUUAGUAAAGUUGCUCAUGAAAGCGUCCCCCAAAAAUUCCAGCCGUACUUGGGAGGUUACGUUAACAAGACCCGCAUCACCAUUUUCGAUCGUAUGGCGAUCAUGAUGGGAAUGGUGCAGGUGGCACAGGUUUACCCUAAAGAAACUCUUAAGUUGGUGUACAACGUGUACCAGAACAUCGGAGAAGCCUACGAAGUGCGUUGUCUUGCAGUCCUCGCCAUCAUGAACAGCAACCCGUCCGCCGCGAUGCUGCAACGCUUGGCGCGCUCCACCAACUUCGACUCGAGCCCGCAAGUGGUCUCCAUGAUUCGCAGUGCCAUUCAGAGCGCCGCCCAGCUCUCCGACCCCGACGAUCAGGAACUUGCCAACAACGCCCAGACUGCUCUCCACUUGCUCAAGCCUCAGCCCAUGAGCAUCCAUUAUUCGCGCACCUACUUCAAGGACUAUUUCAUGGAGAUGUUGGGCGAUCUUGGAUACAGUUAUCAAGCCACGCAUAUCGGCAGUCAUGAUCACAUUAUUCCCAAAGUUUUAAACAUUCGCAUUCAACGCUUCCUGGGAAAUAUUGAAUUGAGGACGAGGAAGUACUCUGCUAUGGUGUCCAGCAUCAACAAACUGAUCAAUCUGUGGUACGGAUGGGAUAACACCCUCCCUACGCCUCCUCAACAGCCGAUCGUUUUGCCUGAUGGCAGCAUCAACAUGGGACCUCGUGGAAACGAACCACUUCAAGGCCAACUGCGUUUCCGCAUUCCGGGUGGCGAGAAGUUCGUCUUCUUCGACAAGAAGAGCAUUGCUGCAAUUCCCAAUUUUCUGGAACAUCUGGCGAAGGAACUCAGGAGGGGACAAUCUUUCAACUUCACGAAGUUGUACUUUGGACCUCGCAUGACUCUUGCGGCCCCUGACGCUACUGGUAACUUGGCGACAUUCACCUACAGAUCUCCGUAUUUGGUACACUUUGCUGGUACAUUGAAAGGAUACACUAUCCCCGAUCUCUCCAACGAAGAUCAAGUUCAGCGUCAUUUGCACAAUCAACGUCAGGCCAGCUCUAACUUCCCCAAUAUCGCACAGCUUCUAGAGAAUGUAAAGAGAGUAGAGGCUCAAAUGAUCCUGGAUUAUAAGGUAGUGUCGGCGAGAAGCGGGCAAAUUUUCCUGACCAACAACUUCACUGCAAAUUCCACGCGCUACUUGGCUGCUGUGGAGCAAAGCCAAAUGAUCAGCGGCAUUUUUGACACCAAUAUCACCUAUUACUCGCAAUAUGAUGCCCUCAACUUCCGCGGCGUGGACGUGACUCUGAAGCCCGUCAACAAGGAGAAGCAGGUGUUGGCUCAAUCGGCUAUAGAGCCCUUCAUCACCCAUCAGGAUUCUCUGUCAUCCAACCCACCUGCUCUCAGUAAGAACAAGGAGUUUGUGAGCAUUCGUAAAGCUCGCCAGAUGAAAUACAACUUUGGACCUAACAAUGCAUUUGAGAUCAAGGCGGUCACAGAGCAAGAGUUCGUUGACAUGGCAAUGAUGCAGCGUCAAUGGAGUGACCGUGACCUAUUCUCUGUCAUUGCAUUCCCCAUGGCCGAGCCUACCAGUUUGUACCAGAACUUCAGUAUCUGGUAUAAUCCUCAACUCGUCAAGCAAAUGCAAUUGUCAGCGGCGUACACCGAACUGUCUGCCUUGAAUGAACCUCCGAACGUACACCAGCAACACUCGAGGUUCCGUCGCGCCACCAACGGAGUUCGCAGACCCACAGAUGCCUACUCACGAAUUCUGCGUCUCGGAUUCACCGCAAAAACGCCGGAAGCUCCUUUGUCCUGGCAAGUGAAGAUCAAUUUGACUCGAAGUGAUAUCAGGAAUAACGACUACUUGAACGUCACUUACAACUUUACGGCCGGAUCAUUCUCAAGACCCGCUCUCAUCGAAAAGAUGAUUUUUGCCCUCAAGGCUAAUUGGUCGUACAUGCCGCUUUAUUACAUCAUGGAGACACCGAUAUACAACCCCAACUCAUCUCUUGAAGCAAACAUCACUUAUCGCAACUAUAUUAAGAACCAAGAAAUGAACAUCAAAAUCAAGGGAGUGCAGAACAGAACGCUAUCCAGAGUGGAAUAUCUCCGCAACGAUCCUACCGUCAAACAAUGCCAACGCGAGAUGUUGAACGGCAACACCAUGCAAUGGGCGUGUUUGAACGUGACCCGCGCCUGGGGACAACUGGACAGCUACCAGUUCAACGUGAGCUACGACUACCUGACGCCGGGCUUCGUCAACUAUACGUACUACCUGUACACCAAGCUGAACCGGCUGCUGCAGCCGUACUCGAGCGCCAACGUGCUGUUCCAAGGCCCGCCCAACAAGGCGCAGGUGAACGUCACCUUCAGCCCGUCCCUGCGCGCCGUCUCCGUGCGCGUGCACACGCCGCGCAUGGCCGCGCAGUGGCAGAACGUGCGCCUGUCGCCCGCGCUGGGCCUCGCGCUCUCCGCGCACCCGGCGCGCAGCUUCGCGCAGCGCAGCGCCGACGCGCACUUCGUCGGCCAGAACAUACAUGCCUUGAAUAUCACCACCUUCGAUAACAAGACGUACCCGAUUCCAUCGACCGGUUUGGGUAGAUGCUGGCUUGUGCUCAUGACUCGCAAACAAUACAGUGCACCUCCCGAAUACAACAUUACUGUGGCCAUUCAUGACGAUGGGCCUUACAGACUUGCACGCAUUAUCACUCGUGACCAAGACAUCUGGUUGGUGCCAGGAAGUCAGCCUGUGGACGCCAAUAAGUACUCGUUGGCGGUUGCUGAUAACACAGUUGGAGUGAAGGUGCGCAAUGGAAAAUUCUCUGAACAAUACGUCCAGACUGUUAAUGCCACGAAGUACGUUGUGCAGUCACAGAACGAAGCUACUGUCAUCAUAUAUUCACCAAGGAGGAAGUAUGUAGAAGUUGGCGCUUUGAAUAAUACCGUGCGACUUAUAUAUGAUGGCAAGAAACGCUUUAUGCUGUUUGUGCCCAACUCAUUCCGAAAUGAUAUCCGUGGUCUGGCUGGCACACACACAGGAAAUCAAAUCACUGACUUCUCCGACAAAGACGAUCUCGUUGUUCGGAAUUCAGCAGAUUUCAUCUUUUCUCACUUGUAUCAACCUGAAGAAUGCCAAGCCGUCCACGACGACAACAACCCCCGCUUUCCUAAGGAUAUCAUUCUCGGUUACUCCAAUACUUCGCGCAGUAACUCUCUUCACCAGAUCAACGACAACAACGACUCCAGUUCUGAUUCCAGCUCUAGCUCCGAUUCCAGCUCCAGUUCCAACUCGAGCCCCGACUCAGAAUCCAGCUCCGACUCCAGCUCUGAUUCAAGCUCCAGCUCCAGCUCGGAUGAUUCUGAUGAUUCAAACGAUAGCAAUUCUAACGACAGCUCUGACUCCAACUCGGAUUCGAAGUCCGACAGCUCCAGCUCGAAUUCCAGUUCCGAUUCGGACAAUAACGAGAACGCAAAUCCCAAACAGAAGAGCUUCAGCUUCAACGGAAAGAGCAAGCAUUCGGAUUUCAAAAACGCAAACGACGAUUAUCGAUAUUCAAAACAAUUGAAUCAAAAUAAUAAUGCCGAUCAAGCAAGUGUGGACCAUCAUGUACUAGUCCUGGAACUUAAUAGCGGAGAACUUUGCUGCUUCAGCUUACGGCCGCAACCGACGUGCAAGUACCCGAAGGUGCCGUUUAACCACGAGAAGAAGGAAGUGAAAUUCCACUGCGUCGGGAAGAGUAGAUCCUCUGACUACUGGAAGGAUCAAUUGAGCCGCGGCCACCAUGUUGAUUUCAGUAAGAAGCCGGUCUCGAAGGUCCUUCAGAUCCAAGUGCCUAAAGGUUGCAGGAAGCCAAAUCUUUAGUGGUUUUAAACCUGCAUGUUUGUAACAGCACAGCUAUUGUUGUUAAUGAUGGUGUAUGUAUGUAAUGUUUUCUUUUAAAUAAUUCAAAUUACCAAAUAUUUUUUCGGCAAUUAAAUUACUGAUAAUG
Molecule: messenger RNA, 5257 nt
Organism: Gryllus bimaculatus (two-spotted cricket)
Lineage: Eukaryota; Metazoa; Arthropoda; Insecta; Orthoptera; Gryllidae
Source: the annotation of a GenBank genome assembly